CCUCCCAAGGGUAUUCAUUUGAAGCAUAUAUAUGUUCCCAAGUAUCCAUUCAAUCCAAAAACCAAAGCAAGCUUCACUAAAGGCCUUCCCCAAUGGAUCUUUAUCGCCUUGCUUCACUGGGUAAUUGCAACUUCACUCCACAGCUGGUGAUCCCAUCUAAAAGUCCCAUCUCUUUCGCGACAUCCAGAAAGGGCACUGUUCCUCGCACUUUUCUGUGCAUGGCCACCAGUGAAAUCUCAAGUCCUCCCAAUAUUGUUCGGCGAUCAGCAAAUUACCAACCUUCCAUUUGGCACUAUGAUUACAUCCAGUCACUAACAAGUGCAUAUGUGGGGAAUUCAUUCGCCGGACGAAUUGAUAAGCUGAAGGGAGAAGUGAGGAUGAUGUUUCACAAAGUCGUAGAUCCUUUAGAGCGACUCGAACUGAUUGAUAUCUUGCAGAGACUUGGUUUAUCUUAUCACUUUGAUGAUGAAAUACGGAGGACUUUGGAAGGUAUAUACAAUGCUAAUCAUGCUGGAGAAAUGGGCAACAAGGAGAAUAUAUACGCCACAGCUCUUGAAUUUAGAUUGCUAAGACAGCAUGGAUAUAGCGUGCCUCAAGAGAUUUUCAAUAGUUUCAAGAAUGAGAUAGGGAGCUUCAAGGAAUCGCUUCGUGACGAUACUAAGGGAAUGCUUUGCUUAUAUGAAGCCUCAUUCCUUUCAGUAGAAGGCGAAAGUAUUUUGGAGGAAGCAAGAGAUUUUGCUACAAAGCAACUCUCGGAGUACGUCAAGCAAAGCAAAGAUCAAAAUCUUAGUGUUAUAGUGAAACAUGCCCUGGAGCUUCCUUUGCAUUGGAGGAUGUUUAGGUUGGAAGCGAGGUGGUUCAUUGAUGUAUACAGAGGCAGAGAAGACAUGAACCCUGUCUUGCUUGAGCUCGCAGAAUUGGAUUUCAACGUGGUACAAGCAGCCCACCAAGAAGAUUUAAAGGAAGUGUCAAGGUGGUGGAGGAGCACUGGCCUUGGAGAAAAGUUGAGCUUUGCGAGGGAUAGGCUGAUGGAGAACUUCUACUGGACAGUGGGAUUUAUAUUUCAGACUCAGUUUGGAUAUUGCAGGAGAAUGUUAACAAAGAUCAAUGUACUGAUAACAACAAUAGAUGAUGUUUAUGAUGUAUAUGGCACUUUGGAUGAACUUGAGCUCUUUACGGAUGCUGUUGAGAGAUGGGAUACUGACGCAAUGGAUCGGCUCCCCUAUUAUAUGAAGAUAUCUUUUCUUACUCUCCACAAUUCAAUUAAUGAAAUGGCGUUUGACAUCCUCAAAGAACAAGAAGUCCACGUCAUUCGGUACCUUAGAAAAGUGUGGGCAGAUUUAUGUAGAUCUUAUUUGGUUGAGGCAAAGUGGUACCACACCGGAUAUACACCAAGCCUUCAAGAAUAUAUUCAGAACGCAUGUAUUUCAUCAUCAGGACCAGUUAUACUACUGCAUGCUUAUUUUUUUGUCUCAAAUCCAGUAACAAAGGAAGCUUUGGAAUGCUUGGAAGAGUACCCCGACAUAAUCCGUUGGUCAUCAACUAUUUUACGACUUGCAGAUGAUCUUGAAACAUCUAAGUUUGAGUUAGCGAGAGGUGAUGUUCCAAAAUCAGUCCAGUGUUACAUGAAUGAAAGUGGUGCAAGUGAAGAAGAUGCACGUGAGCACAUAAGGUCUUUGAUAAGUGCCGCGUGGAAGAAGAUGAAUGAAGAAGGAGCUGCGAGUUCAUCAUCACCCUUCUCUCAAACAUUUAUUGAAAUCGCAAUGAACCUUGCGAGGAUGGCUCAAUGCAUAUACCUGCACGGGGAUGGGCAUGGUGUUGAACAGGACAGUGAAACUAAGGACAACGUAUUAUCAUUAUUUGUUCAUCCCAUUCCUCUACACAGAGAUCAACAUGAUUAAUAGAGAUGAACAUGAAGACCACUAUACACAGACUCAACGUUAGUGAAAGUCUAGUGUUUAAGGUCAUCUUAUUUCUCUAAUUAAUGUUUUAUCACUGUCUUUCAGGAGGGUUAGAAGUCUAAUUAAGGGGUAAUAAGGUAUUUUAGGAUUGAAGAUACCGUCAGGUUUGUUUAUGAGAAGUUGAAUCCUAUCUUUAUUUAUCUUGUACGUAUUUUAUUUAAAGAUGUUGAGUCUGAAUAAAAGGAGAUCAGUCGAUGUAUUAUUCCCAAA
Molecule: messenger RNA, 2171 nt
Organism: Alnus glutinosa
Lineage: Eukaryota; Viridiplantae; Streptophyta; Magnoliopsida; Fagales; Betulaceae
Product: myrcene synthase, chloroplastic-like
Exons: 7
Coding region: 93-1901 (602 amino acids)
Biological process (GO): diterpenoid biosynthetic process
Molecular function (GO): magnesium ion binding; terpene synthase activity
Source: RefSeq, a predicted model, not a curated record